UCUCGUAAAUCUAAAUUUACAGUUCUCAGACAUUGACCAUAGAGUGAAUCAAAUCCUCACGCUACUCUAUAUGUUACUACUAUUAUCACUGUUUUUUUGUGUGGAAAACAAUCACGAUCAAAUUAAUCUUCGUUUAUCCCAUAAACAUAUAGAUUACUUUAGAAAAACGCCAUAUGCAAAUGUGUAUCACCUAAUACUUGGGGACCUUUCGUAAUAAUUCACAUAUACAUACAACAGUUUCCUAUCAUUAUUUUCAUUUACUACUCUCUAUUCAUUCAAUCUCACAUGACGAACUACGGCGCUAUUCCGACGUCGUCCGAUGGAUCUCCGGUGGUGGAUCUUGAGUCUAUCUCACGUGCCAAGCACCGUAUCGUAGCCGGACUAGCCACGCGCCGUCCUUGGAAAGUGAUGUUCGAUUUCCACUCCAUGGGGAUACCUCACGGCUUCUCCGAUGCUUUUUCAAGAACCAAGAAGAAUCUUGCUUACUUCCGUGUGAACUACGCUAUCGUAGUCUUGAUCGUUAUCUUCUUCAGUUUGAUCUGGCAUCCGAUCUCGCUCAUCGUCUUCACCGUCUUGGUGUUUGUUUGGAUCUUUCUUUACUUCCUCCGUGACGAACCUCUCAAAGUGUUCAGGUACCAGAUCAAUGAUCUGACGGUGCUGAUUGUUUUAGGGGUGGUAACUAUCGUCCUGCUUCUGUUGACCAACGCGACGUUGAAUAUUAUUGGUGCGGUGGUGACCGGAGCUGUGCUGGUUCUGAUCCAUGCGGUGGUUAGGAAGACUGAGGAUCUUUUCCUGGAUGAAGAGGCGGCGACGACUGAGACUUCAGGUCUGACGUCAUACCCGUCGUCUUAAAUCCAUUGAUCUCGAACUGUUAAUGUAUAUUAUCUUGUUUGUUCCUAGAAAAAUAUCAUUUCAUGCGUAAUCAAUUUUAUUGGUGUAUGUUUGGUUUGAGACUCUCUCUUUUGCUUUUGAUUUUUUCAGAUUUGUUUCAAGUUUAAACAAUUCUAAAUUGUUACAAAAUAAUUAAUACAAUAAUCGUAAGGCUCAGGAUUCAGGAA
Messenger RNA from Camelina sativa (false flax), 1058 nucleotides. RefSeq names its product PRA1 family protein F3. NCBI's taxonomy places the organism in Eukaryota, Viridiplantae, Streptophyta, Magnoliopsida, Brassicales, Brassicaceae. The record is from RefSeq and is a predicted model, not a curated record. Gene Ontology annotation, biological process: vesicle-mediated transport. Gene Ontology annotation, cellular component: endoplasmic reticulum; Golgi apparatus.